AUGAGUGGAAAACAGAAUCAGAACCCCAACCUUGAAGAUGCUUUGUUGUCGUCAUUAAAAGUGGGAGCCGUGAGCGGUUCUGCCGGUCUUGUCUAUGGAGGUGCUGCUGGUGUUAUCCGCUCUCCACAUCCGGUGAUCCAUUCCCUUUCAUGUGGUAUUCAUUGGUUUGCCUGUGGGACUACCUUCUGGUGGCUGAGGAGUAAUAUCCUAAACAUGCACUAUGAAGACAAGGCCACCGCGAAACAUAGGUCAUAUGUUAGUGCCCUUUCCGGCGGGAUCGCCGGAGGAGGAGUGACCAAACUGAUGGGAGGCCGUCUACUCCCAGGAACCAUUGUAUUUUCACUACUAGGAUAUGUCGGUCAAAGCGCCUACAACGCAAUCGACACAUGGCAGAUGGAGCAAGCAAAUGUAUCAUCAAAACCGUUUCUUCAGCGACUGGCGGACUCGAAGUGGGUUCCUUUGAAGUCGCUUUCGGAUGAUGAUUACCGGGGGAUCUUGAAUGAAAAGCUGUUAAGCAUUGAGGCGGAAGUCGCACUCCUUGACGAGAAGAUUCAAGAACUGGAAAAGGCAAAAAGCGUCGGGCCCGAGAGUGUGUCGAAACUGCGGGGUGCUUAG
Aspergillus chevalieri is the source of this 615-nucleotide messenger RNA. RefSeq lists its product as uncharacterized. Bases 1 to 615 code for a protein of 204 amino acids. The record is from RefSeq and is a predicted model, not a curated record. Lineage: Eukaryota; Fungi; Ascomycota; Eurotiomycetes; Eurotiales; Aspergillaceae. The transcript has 4 exons.